Messenger RNA from Brassica rapa (field mustard), 6490 nucleotides. RefSeq names its product protein NRT1/ PTR FAMILY 5.11-like. The record is from RefSeq and is a predicted model, not a curated record. Gene Ontology annotation, biological process: transmembrane transport. Lineage: Eukaryota; Viridiplantae; Streptophyta; Magnoliopsida; Brassicales; Brassicaceae. Gene Ontology annotation, molecular function: transmembrane transporter activity. Gene Ontology annotation, cellular component: membrane.
AUAUGUCAUCUUAUGUGGCAGUUGUUAACUGGUCAUGUGGCAGUAACGAGGAAUUUAGUUAGACGCAAUAUGAGGUGUGACAAUUACUGUCCAAGAUGUGGAGAAGCAGAGGAGACUGUCACACAUGCAAUCUUUGAAUGCCCACCAGCCCGUCAAGUAUGGUCUUUAUCUUCAACUCCGACGUGCCCAAAUAUUUUUCCGGUAUCGAGCGUCUACACAAACAUGGAUUAUCUAUUCUGGAGGAAAAAUAGUAUCAUGGAGCCAGAGCAAGACAGGGAUCCUUAUCCCUGGAUAAUAUGGUACAUUUGGAAGGCUAGGAAUGAAAAACUCUUCAGGGGAAUAGAUAGAGAUCCUCUGGAACUAAUUAGACAUGCUGAAAGUGAAUGCCAUGCAUGGUUUGAAGCUAAUGAAGUGGUACAAACAGUAUCACAAGACACUAUAAAUGAGGAACCCCAAGCCGUAUGCUUGGGAAAUAUUUGUUUAUUAGAUGGUUCUUGGACACUUUCAGCUAACUUUAGUGGAUGUGGAUGGACAUUGAUGGAUAGCUCUGGGAAUAGUCAGCUUAUGGGGAUAAAAAAUUUCCCUCGACGUGAAUCAGCCUUGCAUUCGGAGGUAGAAGCACUGCGGUGGGCGAUGGAGAGUAUGCUGCAGCACUCGACCUGCCAGAGCUUUGGGACAGACUGUAAGGAACUGAUUGCUAUGGUUAAGGAUCCUCAGGCGUGGCCAAGCUUUGCGACGGAAUUGGAGAGAAUAGAGACAUUACAGAUAUGCUUCCCGGACUUCAACAUCACUUACGUUCCACGGGCGCAAAAUCACACAGCAGAUUUUCUAGCCAAGACUGCUAGAUCUUUUCGUAGAGAGUUACACUUUGUUGGUUGUUCUAUUCCGGUUUGGUUACCCAGACCACUUCAAGUUUGAGUAAUAGAAUAGCUUUUUGACGUCAAAAAAAAAAAAAACUAUACACACUAUAUGGUUAAACUAGUGUGUUAUGUUAUUCAAUAACAAAAAAAUUUUUGUCACCUAAAAAGUGAAUCGAUAUGAAAUUUGAUAAUUCAGUAUUGGGAAAUGAAGCAAUUCCAAAUAGGAAAUCAAUCAUAACUUUUUUUUGGAAUUAAUGUUAAAUUAUUCAAGAAAAAAAAUCCUUGUACAAUGUGUGUAACCUGAGCUGAGAGUUUUGCCUAAUGUUUAGAAAAAAAACUAAACAUUCACUUUUCAUCUCAGUGAAAACCAUGUUUUUAUGGCUGACAUACUGUCGAUCUCCCAUCAUCCGCAUGCUCGAGAUCCUAUUCCUGACCACCUUAUCAAUGAGUUUGGUCAAAAAAGAAGGAUUGUUUGGGUUCUCGCCGUGCCUUCUUCUGUUUCUCGCAUUCCAUACUGUUGACAAUGUGACCUGGAAAACAUAUAUGAGGAGAAACAAGUGCUGCUUGCUUCGUGUUUGGUCUAAUAAAAGUUGGACUAUCUCCUCCCACACAUUUGUGUAAUGCGAUGACAGAACUUCUAAGUCAAGUUUUUUUUUUCAUAUUUCUUCUAAAUAACUGCAGGUAAAGGAGAGAUGCCUUUUAGUUUCCAGCUGCUCAGGACAUAGACUACAGGGAGCCUGUUUUGGACUGCUAUCUAUGCUGUAAAGGAAUAUUUUGGUGUACUGUAAGAAAACCAAAUACCUCUAUGCCAGUCAAGCUUAGUGUGUACUGUCCGAGUGAGGUGCCAAGUGGCUUUUGCUUGAAACUCUGUUUUAUACGAGUCAUCCCCUGUUGCCCAUAGUCUGACAUAUUCACUCUGCUUUAGACUUCUCAUGCGCCUGAAAAAUUUCCUCCUCAAUGACAUUAAAAAUCUCCUCUCGGCGUCUUUUUCUUCGGUCACCGAAGUUCGGUGAGCUGUUUUUCUAUGCGAAGUCGUAUGUCUACAAGAGACCAAACACCAUUUAAAGCAUAUUCUUCUCUGUGCUGCCUGCUGUAUUGAGUUUAUCCAUUUAUUGAAAUGGACUUCAGAAUUUAGAUUUACAUAUUACAUUUUUAAUAACAUAUUUGAUUGUUUGAGUGUAUGUUUAUGUUUUGUCUUCAACUUGGAUUUUAGUGUAUAUUUUUGGUUAUUUUUUAGACUUGGAAUGGUGAUUUACUUACUUUUGGUUUUGUUCAGUAUUUAUAAUAAAUUUCAGAUUACUAAAACAAUAGCUAAUAACAAUUUCUAAAUAAUACAAAAAAUUAUCAAUAAGAUAUGAAUUAUUCACAAUAUAUUCUAAGAAGUUGAUUUUUAAAAAAUUAAGUUAAUUUUAUUGAUAAACUAACAAAUAUUUUUAGUAUGAAUUGUUUUCAUGUUAUAUUUUAGAUGCUAAAAGAAUUAUUUCUAUAAACAUUAAUGAUUAGGAGUAUUUGUUAUUUUAUCAGUUUGCUUUUAUUUAGAAACGGCUUAAUUUUUCAAAAAUCUAGUUUUCCUAAGUUUUGGGAAAUUCAUUUUUCAAAAAUGAUUGAUGAGAAAUGGUUUUUAGGAAAAUAAAAAUAAAAGCUAUUUCACAACCAACAAAUAAAAAAUCAAGGUCUUAAACCAAGUCACGUUGUGGAAGCCCAUUUAGUCCAGUGGUUUGACUAAAAAAUUAUUAAUGUUUCUACACUAAGAGGUUUGGGAUUCAAACCCCAGAAAACGCAAAUUAUGCAGAUUAUAGAGAAAAUGGGUUACCAGAGGUUUUCAGCAUGGUGCAAGGGCGUAUAAUCGAACUUGGAUCUCAUAAGGCGGCUCGGUGUGAUGCAGUCAGACGUGCGUUCUCAUAUGAUUGUAAAAUUAUUGGCCGUAGAAUCGUCUAUGUAAUAUUUCUCAUCGUUGUAAUAGCAUAAUUAAUCAAACGUUAAAAAAAAAAACAAGUCACGUCAAUAUUAAAUGAUAAUGCUCUCUAAAGCAACUUUAUAAUCUAGGUAAUAACUUAAUAUUAAGCACAGCUCAGAAGAUGUAUUUUUUACUUUGUUUAUUUAGAACAGUAUUAUACAUGAGAUGUCAUUUUAGAAAUCUUUGAAAUCUGAUUAUUUCUUACAAAUAACAUAAGUGAUAAUUUGGAUUGGAUACAAAUACCACUCGGAACAUUUGGAUCAAAAUUCUACUUGACUUUGACCCGUGCAUCCAUGCAUGUAUUAUUUUAAUUUGUAAUUUUUAAGAGUAUAACUUUUAUAUUUAAAUUCAAUGAGAGAGUAAGGUUAAAUAUUUAUAAACAAAUGUUAUAUUUUUGUUGUUUGAUAACUGUAAAUCGAAGAACGUGCAAGAUUAAGAAUAUACUCGAAAAAUGCCAGAUUUUGUGUAAAUUAACUGUAAAAGUGGAUCAUAAAGUUAGUAUAUCUGUGAUUUUUGGUUUGACAUUGACGGUUACUGAUAUUCAUUGAUCAACUUAAUACAUGUUGAAUAUCAACUUAAUAACUUGUAAUAUACAGUAUAACCUCUUUAAAUUAAUAAUCUAUAAAUUAAUAUACACUAAAAAUCUCUAUAAAAUAAUAUAAUUUUAUAGUUCCAAAUUGAAUUUUUGAUUUAAUUAGUAUAUCGAUAAAUUAAUAUCUCUAUAAAUCAAUAAAAAUUAUAGUUACGGUGUAGUUCCAACAUUAUUAAUUUAUAGAGGUUUCACUAUAUGUUGGAUCGGUCUCAUCGUAAGGUGAACCAAUUAUAAGAUUUGUAACACACCUUGCUUUUGUAUAUCAUAUGUUUGGUACACAGAAAUGACAUUUGUCUAUCCAGCACCGGUUCCUUUUACUAUUUGAAAAUUGUACUUGUGUAUAUUUUUGUAGCUAAAAUGAAGGCGUAAAGGCAUUUUGAAACUAUGUAUUCAAACAGAGAAUGAAGUUUGAAGAAUUGCAUUUCCACUAUGCUCUAAGAGAAUGUAUAAAACAAAUUGUAAAUGUUGGUAAUGGCUGAGUGCUCGGUUAUAAUCAUUUACUAUUAAAGUUAGUAAGUUGGCUUGGUUUGGUACACUCUCAUUUUUUUUAAUUAUACAGGAACAUCGGUUUAACAUAAGUGAUCUAGACUAGUCACGUGUUACUAGUGUCGGUUUUCUGUUUCUGUCGUUGCCAAAAUGUUAAUUCUCCAGUAGUCGGGACUCAAACUCUGAUGCCUUUACCGUAUUUGAGCUUUUGCCUUCAAGUUAAUCAUUCUCAUUUCACUAACAAGCCAGAGUUAUUAAGUAAUGAAUCACCACGGGCUUAAUUAGGAUGUGUUUUGAUUUCAUUAGUCACGGGUCUUAUAUUAGGAUGUUGAUUAAAUAUAAUAAAAUAUGUAGUUAGUGGUGGACAUGUGCAUUUCUAAGGGAUUAACAAAUGACCAAAAUACCAGUAUUCAAUUUUAGUUAAAACGUAGUGGUUUUUUCUGUAAUAUAUCACAUGAAAUUAAAGUUAGUUUCAAUAUGUGCUUCUCUUUUUCUUUUAAUAGAGAAGAUGUUCGAAAUGCAUCAUACAUGUAGAAUUAUGAGUUACAUUUGUACUUAAUCCAUAAUUGUGAUUGUAUACAUGCUCAAUGUACACAUUUAAUAUAUUGGAACUAUAUAAUUUUAACAUUCAGUUACUAACAUAUCAUUAAACUCGAACAUCUUGAACCAAGUCUCACUUUUAAUAUAUUUUUGUGUUACAUCAUUUGAAAGAUACUUUGGAUCACUAGUCUCUUUUUAAAUCAUUUUCAGAUCUCAUUUCUGGAUCACUUAUAUUAGUUUAAAUCAACUUGAAAUCAAUAAAACAAAGCAACUUUCUAAUAGUUAAAAUCAAUAAAACAAAGCACAUAUGCAAUAGUACAAAGUUUUAGCACCUUGCCAUAAACAAAAACAACACAAGAAGCAAAUAAUAUUCUUUUAACACAGCACCUCUAAAGUAAAAAACCCAAUGUUGAUCGCCGGAGAUGAGCUCGGAAAUACUCUUCCUCCGGGAAAUCUAGCCGUCAGAUCCACCUCUGGAGGAUGGAAAUCGGCAAGGCUCAUCAUCUUCGUAGAAAUGGCCGAGCAGUUCGCCUCUUACGGGAUAUCGUCCAACCUCAUAACGUACCUGACAGGACCACUGGGAGAGUCAACGGCCGCAGCUGCAGCAAAUAUCAACGCCUGGAGUGGAACGGAAGCGUUUCUUCCACUUCUCUGGAGCUUUGUCGCUGACUCGUUUCUUGGCCGUUUCCGUACCAUCAUAAUCUCAUCUUCUCUAUACAUCUUGGGACUUGGGUUACUGUCUUUUUCAGCCAUGAUUCCUUCUCACUCCAAAGAUUCGAAUCAACUCCAAGUGACUCUCUUCUUCAUCUCUCUGUAUCUUAUAGCCAUAGGAAAAGGAGGUUUCAGCCCUUGUAUUAAGGUAUUUGGAGCUGAUCAAUUUGAUGGAAAUGACCUAAAAGAGUUGAAAGCAAAGAGUUCUUUUUUCAACUGGUUGAUGUUUGGAAGCUGUGUUAGCAUAUUGACAACUCGCUUGAUCUCUAACUACAUCCAAGAGAAUCUAAGCUGGUCCUUAGGAUUUGGUAUUCCAGGUGCUUCCAUGCUACUUGCUCUGCUGCUCUUCCUCCUUGGAACUAAGACUUACCGUUUCACUACUGAGAGAGGAGGAAACAAAAACCCUUUUGCUAGAAUUAUUCGUGUUUUUAUAGAAACCGUAAAGAACAGAAGACAACCAGAUUUACACAUAGCUAACCCGAACGAGACCCUACUUCUCGUGGCUCACCAGAGUUCCAAACAAUUUAGGUUCCUUGACAGAGCGGCGGCUUCAUGUGAUUUGUCUGAAAUUGAAGACGCAAAAGCUGUGCUAAAGCUUGUUCCCAUAUGGAUAAAUUGCUUGGUUUACUCCACUGUAUGUUCACAGAUCCCUACUUUCUUCACAAAGCAAGGAUCAACCAUGAACAGAUAUAUCUCACCAGGAAUUUUAGUUCCCGCAGCUACGCUCCAAUGCGUCUUAAGCCUAGCAAUGGUUGUUUUCAUCCCAAUCUACGACCGUCUACUAGUCCCGAUCGCAAGAUCAUUUACUCAAAACCCUUUAGGAAUCACAACGCUUCAGAGGAUUGGCGCUGGCAUGUUUCUCUCCAAUAUUGCCAUGGUGGUUGCCGCUUUUGUCGAGACCAAAAGGCUCCAAACCGCUCAAGAUGAUAUCACAACAAUGAUGAGCGUGUGGUGGUUGGUUCCACAAUAUGCUAUCUACGGUGUCUCGUAUGCGUUCUUAACGAUUGGCUUACAGGAGUUUUUCUACGACCAAGUCCCUAGUGAGCUUAGGAGCGUCGGUAUGGCUCUGUAUCUAAGCAUAUUCGGGGUCGGCAACUUCCUAAGCAGCUUCAUGAUAUCAGUCAUCGACAAAGUCACAAGCCAGCUUUGUCAAACGAGCUGGUUCGAUAACGACCUUAACAAGGCUCAUUUAGAUUACUUCUACUGGCUACUUGCUUGUGUUAGUUCCAUUGGUUUAGCCUCUUACUUGUGGUUCGCCAAGUCGUAUGUGUACAAUAGACCAAACACAUUCUAAAAACACUGGUUUGUCUUCUUGACUAUGUGGGAUUUUUGCAUUUUUAUAUC